This is a messenger RNA of Ustilaginoidea virens, 1575 nucleotides long. RefSeq lists its product as uncharacterized. The record is from RefSeq and is a predicted model, not a curated record. The coding region runs from base 1 to 1575 and encodes 524 amino acids. NCBI's taxonomy places the organism in Eukaryota, Fungi, Ascomycota, Sordariomycetes, Hypocreales, Clavicipitaceae. Gene Ontology annotation, cellular component: mitochondrion; mitochondrial membrane. The transcript has a single exon. Gene Ontology annotation, biological process: heme biosynthetic process. Gene Ontology annotation, molecular function: protoheme IX farnesyltransferase activity.
AUGCGCUCGAUCCCACCUCUGCCCGGCGGCGCACCACGAGUCCGCGCCCUCCUGGGGAGCAACACCAGCCUGCCGUGGCCCUGGCGGUCCGCCCGCAGCCCUCGGGCGGCUGCUCUGCGCCCCCUCGCCCUCGCCGCUGCCGCCGACUCUGCCGGCACCAGAAACGCCGCCUUUUUCCUGUCGAACCGCUCCUUUGACCGCUCCAGCUGCCUCGACUCCGUCGUCGCCAGACGCGCACCCGCCGCAGCCGUACGUGGCCGUGUCCGCGCACAAACCACCACCACCAACAGCGAUACCAUCACCAACACGACCACCAACACCACCUCCGCCGGCCCCUUCACAGCCAACGUUCCGCACGCAUCGCCGCAGCUCCCUCCGCACCGCAGGCGGCAGGCGCGGAAGCAAGCCGUCGGCCCGGAUCAGUCACCAGACGGCGCUCUCCCGGCCAAUGCGUCGUCCAUCCUGACCAGCGUGGCGGCGGCCCAGCCGGCCCGCUCGCUGCGCCGUACCAUGGCCGCGUUCCUCUCCCUCUCGAAACCGCGGCUGACCGUGCUCAUCGUGCUGACGGCCAUGGCGCCCUACGCCCUGUACCCCGUGCCCGAGAUGCUCACGCCCUCCAUGACGGAGACGCCGAGCCUGAGCCCCCUGACGCUGCUCUUCCUCACCACCGGCACGGCCCUGUGCUCCGCGAGCGCCAACGCCCUCAACAUGCUCUACGAGCCGGGCACCGAUGCCAAGAUGUCGAGGACGAGGAACAGGCCCCUCGUGCGCGGGCUGGUGUCGCCGCGGCUGGCGGCGCUCUUCGCCCUCGCCGCGGGGGCCGCCGGCGUCGGCGCCCUCUACUUCGGCGUCAACUCCACCGUGUCGUGGCUGGGGUUGUCCAACAUUGUCCUGUACGCGGGCGUGUACACGCCGCUCAAGGCGGUGACGGCGCUCAACACGUGGGUCGGGGCCGUGGUCGGCGGCAUCCCCCCGCUGAUGGGGUGGGCCGCCGCCGCCGGCGAGGCCGCCACCCGCGACGGCUCGUGGCGCGAGCUGCUGUUCGCCGGCGACGGCUCGUCCGCCGGCGGCUGGCUGCUCGCCGCGCUGCUGUUCGCCUGGCAGUUCCCGCACUUCAUGGCCCUCAGCUGGACCAUCCGCGACGAGUACCGCGCCGCCGGGCUGCGCAUGCUGGCCUGGACCAACCCCGCGCGCAACGGCCGCGUGGCCCUGCGGUACAGCCUGGCCUUCCUGCCGCUGUGCCUGGGCCUCUGCGCCGCCGGCGUGACCGAGUGGUCCUUUGCCGCGACCAGCCUGCCCGUGAACCUGUGGCUGGCCGCGCAGGCCGCGCGGUUCUGGCGCCUCGGCGGCCACGGCGGCAGCGCGCGCGGCCUCUUCUGGGCCAGCGUCUGGCACCUGCCGAGCGUCAUGAUCCUGGCGCUGCUGCAGAAGAAGGGCAUGUGGAGCCGGGCGUGGCGCAGCGUGUGCGGCGGCGGCGACAGCGGCGACGGUGAGGCGGGCGUGUGGGAGGACGACGAGCUGGACGAGAUGGCGGGCAUGACGGCGGCCAGGGUGGAGAGCCUCGGGGGGAGAUGA